AUGGCUCCCGCGUCGCUCCCACCAGGCUCUGAUGGCAGCCAGCACAAGGACUUCACCCGUGCCCUGCCAUUCCAGCUGUCCAUGGCCAUCCUGGGUAAAGCUGCUCUGAUUUUCCAGGGCUUUCCCCUAAGGGGAAGGAAAGGUUUCCAGAGGGGAUCAGCCAACCUGUCCUUUAACUUCCCAGGGCUUUUGGAUCAGAAAUCCCUGGAUGCCUGCUCUGCUGUGAAUGGUCACUGGGCGUUCCUGGUCAGGCGGGCCCGGGAGGACAAGGCGUGUCAGAACACAGUCCAGAAGAACCUCCUGCAGAUGCAGGAGUUGUGUCCUAGAAAAACCAUGCCAAACUAUGCUAAAAGAGUCGAUGUGCAAAUUCCCCAGCUGAACGAUGAGGGUGAGGUCACUGAAGUGAAGGACAAGGAGCAGAAGAAGAGGCGUAAAUCCAAGACAGAGGAUUUGGGUCUGCAGGAAGCCUAUCGGGAACUGAAAACUGACAAGAUCGAGCUGGAAGAGAGGAAUGUCUUCUGUGGCCCCUACAAGACCCGUGUCCUCAUGGAGCAGUGUGACAGCACAAGGAGAGCCCACUACAGCGGUGGGCACUGGGUGGCUGCUGGCAGCAGGAGGCUGAGGCUGCUCCGAGUGCCGGGAGGGAAGGAGGAGCUGCUGCUGCACAGCCACGCCGGGCUCAUCAGAGCCCUGUGCCUGCGCGAGGACAGAGGGAUCCUGCUCAGCAGCGCCAGCCUGGAGCUCAGCAUCAGGUGCUGGAAUAUUCACAGUGGGGCCUGUGUGAGAACCUUCACGGGUCACUAUGCGACCAUCAGCUGCCUGCAUUCCCACCAGGAGCACCUGGUGUCAGGAGCUGGGGAUGGUAUGGUGAAAGUGUGGAGCCUGGAGAGUGGGAAAUGCCUCAGGACCCUGAUGCACAGCAGCCCUGUGGAGGCAGUGAGGAUGGACGGGACCCACGUGGUCAGUGGGGGCCACCGAGGGCUGGUGAAGGUCUGGAGUGCUGAGACAGGGGCUCUGAUCAAGACAUUAGAGAGGCACCAAGGCCCAGUUCUCUGCUUGUCCUUUGACCAGUGGCACCUCGUCACAGGGGGCAGUGAUGGAUAUGCCCUGGGAUGGAGCAUGCUGGGAAAAUUCAGGAGAUGCCUGAUGGCUUUCUUCCAUCCCAAGGAAGUGCUGUCCCUGGAGUUCCUGUACCUCCGAGUCAUCAGUGGCUGUGCUGAUGGAUGCAUUCGGAUAUUCAACUUCCUGACUGGCACCUGCCUCCGAGUGCUGGAGCCCGGCGGCAGCGGGGACCCCGUGUCUGCUCUCUGUGUCGCAGGAAACAGGGUGGUGACCAACUCCCCCAGCAGGCUGCUGCUGCUCCAGUUCGAGGAGGUGGUGUGGGACUAUUCCCUGCCCGCUGACAGAGAGGUGCCGAAGCAGGACAGGAGGUCCCAGAAAGGGAAGCGCCAGGGCACCAGUGCAGAGCCGCAGCGAGCUCCAGACAAGUCCCCAAAAUCUCGCCAGAGACCAAAGAGCCUUGGAAAACCCAAAAGUGAUGAAGCUGAACAUGGCUCUGCUUCCCCUGCAGCUGAGGAGGCAGAGGCCACUGUGGAGUGCGAGCUGCCCCAGAGAGACCCAAGGAGUCCCAUGUCCCCCGACAAGUUCCUGCUGACCAUCGGCACGCUGCAGAGCUCCUGCAGGGCCGGCGGUGGCAGCCGCAGCCCCAGCCUGCUCUCUGCCAGGGCCAGGGCAGCCCAGCAGCAGCAGCAGCGGCGCCCCGGGCAGCUGCCGGUGCCCAGGACGGCCCUGCAGCACCAGGAGGAGCGGGCAGCCCAGCUCCGGCGCGCCAGGCUGCACAGCCAUUCGCGGGCUGUGACAAAAACCUCAACUCCCUUUGAAACCAAACUGCUGCUGCUCAGGCUGGAGAACUCUCUGCACAGCCCCGCUGUAAAAUCCUCCAUCCCUGCUCCCCGUGUUGUACGUCCCAAGCUCUGUGGCUCUCUGGGAAAAUGGAGAACUCCCAGUGGCCGUGGGAAAGACACUCCUGGUCCCAAAGACAGGCAUCAGCUCAUCAAUCUCUGCGCAGCUUCUUCAGAGCUGAUCCAACCAACGCCUGGCACGGCUGCAGAGAUGAGGAAUGGAGGUCCCAGGAGAAUAAAGCCCUCCUGUGCCUACACUUCCCGCAGGAACAGUGGGCUCAGGCUCCUGACAGCGGAGCAGGAGCUGCGUGAGGCAGCUGUGGCAGCUCAGCACCAGGCACAGCAGGCAAAGCCCACAGAACACAAAGACAGAGCCAGAAGGAAAGCCUGGCUGAGGAAAAUUAAAGGCCUACCUGUGGAUUCUUUUACUGGGGAGAGGAAAACACCUGCUCCAGAACUUGGGCAUAACACAUUUAUCUGA
Molecule: messenger RNA, 2382 nt
Organism: Melozone crissalis (California towhee)
Lineage: Eukaryota; Metazoa; Chordata; Aves; Passeriformes; Passerellidae
Product: F-box/WD repeat-containing protein 10-like
Exons: 10
Coding region: 1-2382 (793 amino acids)
Molecular function (GO): protein binding
Source: RefSeq, a predicted model, not a curated record